Molecule: messenger RNA, 1720 nt
Organism: Monomorium pharaonis (pharaoh ant)
Lineage: Eukaryota; Metazoa; Arthropoda; Insecta; Hymenoptera; Formicidae
Gene: Taf11
Product: transcription initiation factor TFIID subunit 11
Exons: 6
Coding region: 167-916 (249 amino acids)
Biological process (GO): RNA polymerase II preinitiation complex assembly; transcription initiation at RNA polymerase II promoter
Cellular component (GO): transcription factor TFIID complex; nucleus
Molecular function (GO): protein heterodimerization activity; transcription coactivator activity
Source: RefSeq, a predicted model, not a curated record
GAACAGACCUGUAGUCUGUAGUCGAAGCAGCAAACUAACCUAGAUCUUUCGUUGGGUCGUUUGUUGUGCGCUAUGUUUACUGUUUCGAACAAUAAUUUUUUGUUGAAAUAUCAUUGUGAUUAAUAGCAAAUUACUUUGUCAUUCCGUAUAUCUUUUUCAACAAAAAAUGGAUAAUAUCUUUGGGAAGGAAGAUUCUGGGGAUGAAAAAGAAGGCAAACAUAAAGAUGUUGAGGAGCAUAAGAAUAAUAAAAAUAGUCCUACACAAAAUAUAGAAUUUAAGGAUACUGAACCUAUGGACAUUGACUGUUUGCAAGUUAAGGCAGAGUCGGAUGCAACAAGCUCUCAAUCCCAGUCAGAUGCCGAAGAAACUGAAAAUAUAGGAUCUAAUUCUGUCUGCCCAGUGAGACGAAUUGUAGAGAAACAAACAGAAAUUAUGAAACAAGAAAUUGAUGUAAAAAAAGAAGAACAGAAUGUAGAAGAUAUAUUUAGUAAUGAAAUCAUAAUACCUCGUGUCAAUCCAAUCAGCACAAAGGAAAGGCGGGAAAGUAAAGAGAAAAGUAGAAAAGAGAUAGAAGAGGAAGAAAGAGAAAAGAUGCAAGUGCUAGUAUCUAACUUUACUGAGGAUCAACUGGACAGAUACGAAAUGUACAGACGAUCUGCAUUUCCAAAAGCAGCUAUAAAAAGGAUUAUGCAAACCAUAACGGGUUGUUCAGUGUCUCAAAAUGUUGUCAUAGCUAUGUCAGGAAUUGCUAAGGUGUUUGUUGGUGAAAUUGUUGAAGAAGCUUUAGAUGUUAUGGAAGCCCAAAAUGAAACUGGUCCAUUACAACCAAAGCACUUGAGGGAGGCUGUUCGUAGAUUACGAUUGCAAGGUCAAAUACCGAAUGGUCGAGUGCAUAAAGCUUUUUUCAGAUUGUAAUAGUUAGAAUCCUAUGUUUACAACAUAUUAGUACUAUUUUUCUUGUACAAAAGCUUGUCAACAUUCAGAAUUUAUGAGCAUAAUCUGAACGCAAAAAUUUUCCAGUCGAAGUCCAUUUUUUUAUGUAUUAACACGUUUGCACUGGGAUUGCAAGACUUCGCCAGGAGUUCAAAUUAUAAACCGCGCAUGUGGAAAUGAUAAUAAUGGUGUAUAUUAUCAUUACUUAAUGUUGAUACAGCCACACUCAUUCAAAAACUUCUGCUGAAUUAAUAAGAACAUAUUUUAUGAACAUAUAAUCCAUCACGGGCAGAGGCGCCUGAUAUCGCAUUAUGCACUGGCGUGUGAUCGGUUGUGAACGUGUUAAAUUACUGAAACUACUUUUUAAAGUAUUCUAUUUUGACUAGAUACUAUACUGUAAUUGCAUAUUUUAUUGACGACCGUUUUUUCAUCUUUGCAUAAAUUAAACUUAUAGUUACAUACAUUUUAUACAGGAAACAAAUUUUAUUGCUAUAUAUAACGAUUAUAAGUUUUAAUGAUUACAGUUUUAGUUGUGUGAAUUAUUAAAACACAGAGCAGACGAAUAGCAAAAUAUUUUAUUACAGAUUAAAUAUAUGUCUGCAAUAAUAUGAAAUAUAUAUAGAUUUAUAUUUUAGGAAUUUAAUAUGAUAACAUAUCUUAGAUAUAGUAGAGAAGUCUAAUGAAAUAUUUAAUUAUAUUUUUAUGUAUAAUCCCAUAAAAUGCACACUCAUAAAUCAUUACAAAUUUGAUAAUAUAUUUUUAAAUAGAUUCUAAUGUAUCAUAUUA